This is a messenger RNA of Hyalella azteca, 952 nucleotides long. RefSeq lists its product as uncharacterized. Lineage: Eukaryota; Metazoa; Arthropoda; Malacostraca; Amphipoda; Hyalellidae. The record is from RefSeq and is a predicted model, not a curated record. The transcript has 3 exons. Bases 389 to 952 code for a protein of 187 amino acids.
UGUAUUUUCCAACUGAAGCACCAGAAAUGCCUCCAACUGGCUGAAGCGCUGGCAAAUAAGUAUCUGGAAGCGAGCUUCUUACGUUCCAUGCCAAUUUUAUUUUUGUUACUCAACGAAUUGAUAUAUUUACGGCCUAGUUUAGAGCUUACAAUUAAAUAAAUACUUCUACAUUUUACAAAGCCACUUUCUAGUUAUAAUAUUUCUCAUAUUAGUAGGCAUUGAUGUGGUAUUCUGCGCUGUAGGAAAAUACAGUGUAACGAUGCCGAGAUGAAGAAGCUGGUGCGAGCCAUCGAGGAAUUGGGGGAAACUAUUGUUUUUUCGCUGUUAAAAACAAGAGGAUAGUAACAGGAUGAUUGUAAAUGAUGAAAAAACUGAAACAGGUAGAUAAAUGACGACGUCGCGCGGCCGACGCAUGCACACCGGCGUACGACGUGCAGGAAUGAAGGAGACGUUAAGUAACGCUGCUGCUCUGGUCGUCCUCGUGCUGGCCGGCGCCCUCGCCAGCCCCCCGUCCUCAAAUGUUGGUACUAGUCCGUCGCCUUUACUUGAGGGGAUUAAACCCUCGCCCUCACAUGUUGGGACUAACCCCUCGCCCUCACAUGAGAGGACCAAUACCUCAUCUUCACAUGAGGUGACCGAUCCCUCGCCCUCACAAGAGAGGACCAGCCCCGCACACUCAAAAGAGGGGACCGACUUGAAGAGAGAGGUGCAACGAACCUCCGUAGCAGCGGACCAGAUUCCCAAUGCGGCGGCACAGGCCGACGAUGAUGGGCGAGACAAGCCCAUCCUCGCGAGGCUGGGGGAGCACGACAGGCUCGCGGGGCAGGAUGAGGAUCAGAAGGCUGAACAAAGAAAGAAGUUCUUCCUGUGGGCGAGCUACACCACCACCACCAAGUUCAAGCUCUCCCUCACCACCUCCUCUGUCCCCGCCACUUGUUUCAACGGUUCGUAG